UAUCCACGUAAGCGCAUGUGCACAACGAAAGGUGAAGCAGAUAGAUGGCAUUCGAGCUAAAGUUAGGUCAAGGAUAAACACAGAUAAGACCUAUUGAUAUUUUCAACGUAUUUUAUUGAUUCAUGUUUGCAAGAAGGGGAUAUUCUUCAACGCAUUUAAUUAAGUUUUGCAAGUGAAUAACAGAAGAGGGAGAGGCCCAACAGGAUGGCCAGUGUGCUCUGUAGCAGAGCCAGGCUGGUGACUUACCUGCCAGCUCUUCAUGUACUGGUCCGGCGGAUUGCUGGAACCAACCAGAGAACAUUCUCUGGUGCUGGAUCAUCUGGCUCUGAUGAGCCUCGUGUAGCCACCACACCCCCUGACCUUGGACCCAGGACAGUUUGGCCAGAUGAUAGUAUGGGUCCGUUCGGGCCUCAGGACCAGCGCUUCCAACUGCCAGGUAACUCAGGCUUUGACUGCCACCUGGAAGGCACAGCAGAACAGAAGAUUAAUGGCCCAGUCCACCGGACAGUCCCCGACGUGCUCACUGCUCCCUCCAGCUGCGAGAGGCAUGAGUUCAUUCUUGCCCAAUUUGUUGGCGAGUUCCAAGGGAAAGAGGCUGAUCCCCCGGAACAAAUAGUCAACAGAGCAGAACAGUACUUUGAUAACUCCAAUGUAGAGUGUGCGAUACAGUCUUGCCCUGAGCUGCUGAAGAAAGAUUUUGAGUCAAUGUUCCCUGAGGCCCCUAACAAUGGCAUGACGGUUGUCACGGUGACCCAGAAGACUCAGAACGACAUGACGGCGUGGUGUGAGGAGGUGGACAAAGAGAGGGAGUUGAUGCUAGACAAAUUUGUUGCCGGUGCCAAGGAAAUCUGUUAUGCCCUGAGGACAGAAGGCUUCUGGGCUGACUUCAUAGACCCAUCCUCAGGCCUGGCAUUCUUUGGGUCGUACACCAACAACACACUGUUUGAGACCGACGAGAGGUACCGUAACCUGGGCUUCAGCAUCGAGGACUUGGGCUGCUGCAAAGUCAUCCGCCAUGCAUUGUGGGGGACGCAUGUUUUCGUGGGGACAGUUUUCACCAGCGCACCUCCCCAUAGCCUUAUCAUGAAGAAGCUGCAAGGGAACUAAACCUGAAUGAUGGGAGAGUGUCUGGUAUGUGGUUGCUAUUAAACGUUGACGUGUCAAGGCUCUUUACACAGCCCUUAACUACUAUUUGCUUUUUCUUUGUACUUCACAUUUGUAUAGAAACCUUCAAAAUAGUAUGGUACACCGAUAUUGUGAAAUACCCACAACCAUGAUCCCUGACAGUUUUACCAUGAUAAUAUAUUUAUUUUCAGCAUCUCUAUUCUGUUCCUUUAGUGUAUUGUGGUUGGCCUGAUUGAAAAGGGUCUCUCUUGCAAAAUAGAUUUUUUAUCUCAAUGAGAUUUAGCUGUAUAAAUAAAAGUUCAAUUGAAUGUGAAAUAGAAGGUGGAUGAAAAAUCCACUCACAUUGUCUUUGGGUAUUUUUUUCUUUUCAUGAUGGGGUAAGUGACACUGCUUCUUCAAAGUCCAAUAUCUUGGACUUGACUGCUGACAUAUAAAAUAUAUUGUGACUGUAUUAACAAUGGACAAAAUAUAGUUUGAGUGGAUUUCCCCAUUUAAGGGUGGAUUGACUCUGCCCAGAUGAGAUUUUCAUAGUAGACUCAAUCCUGCAGCUAGAUAAGAAAAACAUGGGGACCUGCUGUUGCCCUUGACUUGGGUUGAUAAACCCCCAUUUUUAUCAAAAGGUAAGAAUUUAGCUUUUCUGAUGUCAUGGGGUUAAUCUCGAGCUCUUAUUUGAUCCGCGUUGCCUUCAGAAUAGAGACCUCAUGUCUGGUUCACAGGUCCUGAGAUCCAGUUAACCCCUUGAAUCCUUGAAUAUUGUACUUGUGACCGUAAUCAAUUCACUUGUCUAGAAGUGGGCGGCAGCACUUGUCUCUGUCACUUUACAAGAUGAACUGUUUUUAAAAGGGUCUGUGAUUCUUGUGGCAGCUUUUGUCCUGAGGUCCACACAUUAAAUGCAAUAAAACACA
Messenger RNA from Oncorhynchus mykiss (rainbow trout), 2030 nucleotides. RefSeq names its product metabolism of cobalamin associated Db (gene mmadhcb). Gene Ontology annotation, biological process: cobalamin metabolic process. The record is from RefSeq and is a predicted model, not a curated record. Gene Ontology annotation, cellular component: mitochondrion. NCBI's taxonomy places the organism in Eukaryota, Metazoa, Chordata, Actinopteri, Salmoniformes, Salmonidae.